AUGGAUCCCUUCUCUGGAGAAAGUGAACUUCUUAACAUAACAACGGCUUUCUAUACUCACGCCUACAACUCCGUGCUCGACUUCGACCUCAGUGGCUUGAGCAACAACAACAAGCCUACUGCUCAGACGCUCAAAUACCGUGCCCAGAUAGCGUUAGGUCAGACAUCACAAGUCGUCUCUGCCCUUUCCAGAAGUCGGGAUCCAGGGUCCAGAGCGCUCGUUGCCUUGGCCAAGAAUGAUUUGUCCACAGCGCAGAGCUUAGCAGAAGGCAGUGACAACGAAGACCCUACCGUGCAGAUAUGUGCCGGUACCAUACUAGCCAACAAUGGCGAAUACACCCAAGCAGUUGAAGUCUUGUCAAAACAUCAAGGCAGUCUCGAAGCCGUAGCAUUGUUGACACAAAUACACCUUCAGAACAACAGGACUGAUCUCGCGCUCAAAGAAGUUGCAGCAGCGAAAAGAUGGGCUCAAGACUCCUUGCUGAUCAACCUUGCUGAAGCAUGGACGAAUUUGAGGGUAGGUGGACAGGAGAAGUACCAGUCUAGCUAUUAUGUCUUUGAAGAAUUGGCAAGCGCGCCGGGAAAUCAGAGUCCAACUGCCCUAGUAGGCCAAGCAGUCAGUGAGAUGCACCUGGGCCGAGUAGAGGAGGCGGAGGCGGCACUGAACCAGGCACUGGAGAGUGACAACGCUGAUAUACAGGCCGUGGCAAACAUGCUUGUGUUACAAUACAUUAUGGGCAGGGGCAAUCAAGACCGAGCGAAUGAGCUGAGGGCAACAUUGGAAAGUCGGGAUAGCGAGCAUCAGCUACUAUCGGACCUGAAGGAGAAAGAGGCACUGUUUUAUACAGCUGCUGCAAAGUAUUCUCCUAAGGUCGCUUCAUAG
Messenger RNA from Lithohypha guttulata, 882 nucleotides. RefSeq lists its product as uncharacterized. The coding region runs from base 1 to 882 and encodes 293 amino acids. Gene Ontology annotation, biological process: endoplasmic reticulum to Golgi vesicle-mediated transport; intra-Golgi vesicle-mediated transport; retrograde vesicle-mediated transport, Golgi to endoplasmic reticulum. The record is from RefSeq and is a predicted model, not a curated record. The transcript has 2 exons. Gene Ontology annotation, molecular function: structural molecule activity; protein binding. Lineage: Eukaryota; Fungi; Ascomycota; Eurotiomycetes; Chaetothyriales; Trichomeriaceae. Gene Ontology annotation, cellular component: COPI vesicle coat.